UAUAUUAAACCAGCGUAUAAUUCUCGCUCUCAUAGGUCCUUGUUACAUCUCCGCCUCCAGCACCUCCAUCAUGACAUCGCCCGAGUCCCCCACGCUUGUGUCCCCUUCCCCAUGUCCUGCUCCUCCUCCGUCUCUCCCCACGUCCCCCGUGCCAUCCUCCCCCGCCCCGUCCUCCUCCUCCCUCCCGGUACCGCCCUCGCUGCCUCCCACUGGGGAAGUGAUGGUCCUGGCCCUGGGGCGGAAGAAGCAAAGGGUCCUGAUCGUUUUGUCCAUCCUGCCAAAUCUCUUCCUGGCCUUCCUGCUUUCCUCCGACCCCCUCAUCACCCUGUCCUCGCCGCACCACUGCCACCUGCCGGGGCCGGCGCCGACGCCCGAGGUGCUGAACGUUUCCCUGCCAUGGGAGAAGGGCCCGAGGCCCGGCGACAGCCGAGAUCUUUCCCAGUGUAAGCAGUACGUCAACGGGAGCCAAUCGGAGGUGGUCGAUUGCCAGGCCGGCUGGGACUACAACAUCACCGAAGGGCUGAGGAACAACAUCGUAACUGAGUGGGAUCUGGUGUGUGAUCGCUAUUGGCUCGUACCUGUGGAGGAGGUGUGCUUCAUCCUGGGGGCCCUGACUGGUUGCCUGGGCCUCGGUUUUGCUGCUGACAGAAUCGGCCGCUCCAAGACUUUACUGACGUCACUCACCCUGUCAGUGCUGUUUGGCGUUUUGGUGUGCGUCUCCCCGUACCCUUCCAUCUUCAUCGUCAUGCGCUUCUGUCUGGCGGCUGCGAGCGCCGGCGUCUACCUUACACUCUACGUCUCUCGCCUGGAGUUGUGCGAGCCUUCACUGAGGCUGAUCGCGACCGUACUGGCGGGGCUGAUGACCGUUUCCGGGGAACUGCUGCUGCUGGCCGUGGCCCUCGGCUGUCAGUCCUGGAGAGGCUUUCUGGGAGCCGGUGCCGCUCCGCUCACCCUCUUCCUUAGCUAUGGCAUUCCCGGAGUUUUUCCAGAGUCUCCUCGCUGGCUCCUGCUAUCUGAAAGACACGGAGACAUGAACUCCUUCAGCGAGAGGAGAAAUUCAAACAGAGAUGCGAGGGAUGACGAGAGCUUCACGGAGCUCGAUUCGGAACCGGCGCCCUCCUCGCGUCCCCGCUUGUCUUUCCCUGAGCUCUUCCACAGUAGGAACAUCUGGAAGAACAUUUGUGUGCUGGGCUUCACCUCAUUCAUCUCUCACGGCAUCAGCCACUGCUACAGCUCUUUCCGAGGUGAUGUGCGAGGCACGGCUCCCGGCUUCUAUUGGACCUACCUUCUGUCCGUGUGCGCGGGCGGCGGCGCCUGGGUGUUGCUCUGGGCAACCGUCGACAGGUGCGGUCGCCGUGGCAUCCUUCUGCUCUCCAUGACGAUGACGGGCCUGGCCUCCUUGAUCCUCUUGGGACUCAUGAAGUAUCUCAGUGAGAACGCCAUCACCGUUUUCUCCGUCAUGGGCCUCUUCUCCUCGCAGGCUACUGCCUCCCUUUGCGUUCUCUUGACUGCAGAGAUCAUGCCUACCGUCGUCAGAGGGACGGGCGUGGGUGCCGUGCUGGCCUUAGGCUGCGUGGGGCGUCUCAGCUCGCCACUCAUGGACCUGAGGAACCACUACGGCUACUUCCUGCACCACGUGGUCUAUUCCUCUCUGGCCCUGCUGGCCGUGUUGUCUAUUCUGCUCCUGCCUGAGAGCAAGAGGAAGCCGCUGCCGCAGACUUUGGCCGACGGGGAGCAGUACAGGCGCCCCCCGCUUGGCAGGAGGAGGCGGGACAACGUGCCACUGCUGGCUACGCCCAACCCAGAGACUUAAACAAGCCUGUAGGACUAGGAGGGGCUGUGUGCAAUUCCACUGGAACAUCCAUAUAUGUAGAUGGAGGAAGGAGAGUAGAGCGAGAAAAGGGCUGUCAAGAUUUUGAACUCACGGUGAUGAUCCGCACAUUGAACGUUGAAAUCUUCCUAAUAUGAGCCUCUUCGUGCUUCGGCUCCCUCCAGCCAUUUACCUCCAUUGAAACGCACGAGGAACUCAGUCUUAUCAUCCAUCACACACAGCCCUUGCUGGGCCGCAUCCCAGCAAGCGCAAACCUGCAGCCCCCGCCAUGGGUCAUGUUUUGUUAUUGUCGUGCUACACUUGUUCUCCGACACCUCCGCCUUCUGACGUACAGUAGAGAACACGGUUCUCAGAUGUAUCCUGUUACUCUAUAAGGUGUUUGUUUGUUGUAAAUACUUUUCUUGAAAUGUAGGGUUUUUUUUUUUUAAGUGUGCCUGGAAAAUGCGCACUUCCGUUCGCUAUGCAGAGGAGAAGGUGGGGCAUCGAGCACUUUGAUACAACGCCUUCAAAAGUUCAAGGACAGUUGCCUAGCUACACACCCACGCAAUCAGUAUUAGGAGUCAAAUUGAAAGUGUAAAUCUGGCCCGGAGCCGGAGUAUUUGGAAUUUGGGGGUCUUUUUUUAACGCUUUUGUUCCUCAGAAGCUUACGGUACCUCUUUAGACGCAAAGUCUCAGCAUGGACGUAUCCGAAUAAAAGUGGAGUAGAAGUUCACGCCGUGACUAAAAGAAGGUGAAGGUCUCGAUGCAGUCGAAAAGGCCCUCUGACGAAGCUCCGCAUUAGCUAAAGAAGGGCCCUGCGGGCUCCGUGUAAUUCCUCCUCUUGACUUUUUUCUUGCUAAUGUUGAAUGUAGUGACUGCAGUCGAUGUGUAUGCUGUUGGGCUCACACGCCUCAAUUGUGCACAGGAGCUGGGCAUACCUGAUUCAAGAUUUUUUUUUUUGGCUGUUUCUUCACAUUUUAGUACUUCCUCCGUUGAAUUACCUUUUCCUGUGUCUACAAACACUGAUUGUUCAAUGCUGACCCAGUUAACUCUGUCACCUGAUUUCACGUCCAAUAAAACUGGUUAUGUCAA
This is a messenger RNA of Hippocampus zosterae (dwarf seahorse), 2902 nucleotides long. RefSeq names its product solute carrier family 22 member 17 (gene slc22a17). The transcript has 9 exons. Gene Ontology annotation, biological process: transmembrane transport. Lineage: Eukaryota; Metazoa; Chordata; Actinopteri; Syngnathiformes; Syngnathidae. The record is from RefSeq and is a predicted model, not a curated record. Gene Ontology annotation, cellular component: membrane. The coding region runs from base 71 to 1813 and encodes 580 amino acids. Gene Ontology annotation, molecular function: transmembrane transporter activity.